Cylicocyclus nassatus is the source of this 808-nucleotide messenger RNA. The record is from the annotation of a GenBank genome assembly. NCBI's taxonomy places the organism in Eukaryota, Metazoa, Nematoda, Chromadorea, Rhabditida, Strongylidae.
AUGAAGCUUUCCUUGAUCAACGAAGCGUUGAAUUACGGGGGUAUUGGAGCAAUCGUCGGGCACGAAAUAACUCACGGCUUUGAUAAUAAAGGAAAAAAAUAUGAUGCAUACGGCAAACGUCGCGAUUGGUGGAGUGAAGACUCACAGGAAAAAUAUGAGCAGCGAUCUCAAUGUUUCGUCGACCAGUACGGAAAGAUUGAGGUACCAGAAACUGGACACAAAAUUGAUGGUGAGCGCACUCUAAGAGAAAAUAUUGCUGACAAUGGGGGAGUGAAACUAUCAUACGGGGCUUACAAAGCUUAUCUGCAAAAGCAUGGUGGUGAGGAAGACAGGGUCAAAGGUUUUGAACAAUUCGACAACGACCAAAUGUUUUUCUUGGGCUGGGCUACGGCCUGGUGCGAGCAUACAACAAAUAAAGUACUGAUCAACCUAAUCCUCAAAGGUGUGCAUUCCCCGGCACGAUAUCGUGUCAACCAAGUGCUGGCUAAUCAGCGUGAAUUCGCUGCUGCUUUUAACUGUGAUGUUGGCAGUGCCAUGAACCCCACCGAGCGUUGCGCUCUUUGGUAGACGUACGACAUUAGUGGGCCGAUUUAUACAAGUUUAUCAAUGUUUUAGAGGUGCAAAAUUACGAAAAUGUUAAUGAUGACAGGUUGCUGCUAGACACAUGGAUGUUGUAAAUCUAUUAGCAUGUUGACUCGUUGUUCUAGUUGCGAUUUUACAAAUCAUCGCUUGCAUUCUAUGUGGAAUGACUGAUUAGUCGAAAUGCAAUCGCGCAUCCGGUGUUUACGCUGAGAUUGUGAGAAAUGUC